Molecule: messenger RNA, 1337 nt
Organism: Pisolithus orientalis
Lineage: Eukaryota; Fungi; Basidiomycota; Agaricomycetes; Boletales; Pisolithaceae
Exons: 1
Coding region: 72-1121 (349 amino acids)
Source: RefSeq, a predicted model, not a curated record
CUAGUAUUACAGGCCAACUACGCAAGAUCGCAGCGAUCGAAGGAUACGAAGAAUGGGGCGAACAAGGUACCAUGUGGAAGUUACCGCAACUACGAGCGACAGCGACGAUGACAAGAGCGACAACGGCAGCAAAUAGCGAGAUAGCGACGACGGCGACUAGACCUAGCGCAGGUCAAUGGCCAGUCGAGAUCGACUGUACUGUUCGAUGGGAACAAGGUGCCCCGAGCGCGGGUACUGGGCUCGACAGCCCAAGGUUUCGUUCUGAUUCCAUAGCGUUUUGCUUACAAUUACUCUGUCCUAGGGAAAAUGGCUAUAUACGACGAAGGCCGAAUGAUGCCCAGACGACCGCGGUACAAAGAACGACGGCGGUGGCAAUGCGUGACACAGAUCAAAGGCCGCGCGACGCUAGAUCAACUAUUCGAUGGAGACGAUGCGCGACGAGCGCGGGUACAGAGCUUGACAGCUCACAGGUUCGUUUCGAAAUCGGAACGUUCGACUUGCGUCUAUUCUACACUAGGGAAAACGGCUAUUCGAGACGACAUCCAAGCUACAUCCAAGCGACUGCGAUACGAGGGACUACGACGAUCUAUGAGGAAACACAGCAGACCGAAGGCUCGAAACUAGCGACAGCAACAGCCACAGGAGCGACAACGACACAAGCGACGACGACAACGACAAGACUUGAUGCAGAUCGACAGCUGUGCGAGGCCACAAUGGCCAUUCGAUGGAGGCAAAGCGCAACGGAUGCGGACACAGAGCUCGAUAGCUCGAGGUUUCAGUUUGGUUUUAGGACGCUUUACUUAAAUCUUUGUUAUUCUAGGGCAGACAGAUAUCUACGACGAAGUGUGAUCGCAGCGCGGGAAUCCAUGACAUACUACGAACGAAAGACGCGCGAACAUACUGCGGAACGAGUACCGAGACUCCCGUUGGAACCACGACCGCGACCGUCGAGGAUACGAGAGCACGCGCAACAUGCGAGAGACAUGGGGAUCACACGGAGCGAGCUCAAUAGCUCGACAUUUCAUUUUUACUUCAGGAUGCUUUACUUACACCUAGGUUUAUAUAGGGAGAACAGUUAUCUACGACGAGAUGUGACCGGUGUUCCAGCGAUCGCUAUAUGAGAGACCACAGCAACCUACGAGAAGAGACAAUGGAGAGUCGGUGCGAAGAUAUGCGAUGCGAUACGACGGUGCUACUACGAAUGGGGCGAGCGAGCUGGACAAAGCGAAAAGGCGCCCGACGAUGAGUUACAAGCAGUCGUGCAGUGUACACAACGACACCCGAGCAAUCUAAGUACGACGGCGCUGGGUUCUGACAUCGAUGGAUGGCGUUUUGAG